AUGGCCCUGUCUUUCGUGCCCUCAGAUGAUGAUGCGAAUUGGGCUACCCUUUCACGCAAUCCUUCAUCUAUGCAUAACCGGAAGAAUGGCAUCCCCAGCCAGGGCCUGCAGCAAGCCAAUAUGGUUGCGAUUGAUGUUCAGAACUGCCUUCAAAGCCAGUCUAGCAACCAAUUUCCUUCGAGUCUUCCGGAGGCAGAUUUGACCCAGGAGAUGGAUUGGCUAGGUGAUCCCGUGGCCUUAUCAACAAUGCACGCGGAAACAGCCGGGGAUGCAUAUGGUCCAAUUCUCGACCAAUAUUUCAAUGAUGGAUACUGGGAGCAAUACACUAGAGGUCCGGCCUCACAGGAAGACUCACGACUAGCUGUGGAGGGGGGCCAUGGCGGCGUAUUUGCAGGCCCCAGCGGCCCGGACCCUUCCCGUCCCACUCAAGAUACCCAUAAUCACCAGUUUGACGCCCAAGACCAGGGCUCAGCCCCCGCCACCGACCUACCGCGACCCAUUUCCGCCCAAGACCUGAAUUUACCAGAUCCAACCCCAAAUGACUCUUUCGAAACCUCUCCAGAGAAACCUAUUACGACUAAGCAACGGCGAAAGCCAAUAGAACGAGCCUGUCGGGAUAUUUCAAAGACUGACUGUGGUGAGGUAUUCUCCAACGAAAGGAAUCUUGGCGAGCAUCUCCUCAAAGAGCACAAGAUAAAAGCUUUCGGCUGCCCUAAUAAUGGAUGCGACUAUGGAACACCAAGAAAGGACAACUUAGACGCUCACAAGAAAAAAUGUAAAUGCGGGCCCCGCCCAGUCUCUUUACCUACUAAAACACAGGUUUUGAGACGCUUAUGGCUUGGCACCAAACGCUCGCAACCCAAAACGAUCCUUUCAGGUCUAGGUACAAUAGAAAAGACGAUCGCGCAACAGCCCGAUUUUGUACACUCGACUUUACAAAAUAGUCAUCAGAUGCCCCAGGCUCCAGAUAUGCCUGCGCCUUAUCCAACCGCACCUUCCCCUACAGAAACAGUACCUCCACUCCCACCUCACACGGGGGAAGCAAGCCUACUGAACAAUGCACCCUUCAUCUCAAUGGGUAAUGGUAAUUCUAUUGCCAUAAACACCCAAGCGGCUUCUUCUAAUUCCCAACCCGAACCUCAGGUUGGUCCCAAGUCACCGUCAAGAGACUCCCUUGAGCGGGAAAACGCAAGACUUAAGACCGAAGUGAGCAGGCUCAAGGCAGAAGUGAGCAGGCUUACAAAGAAGGUCGAAAAACUAAAGACAGUAUGUAAAUCUUUGGCCAGAUCUCUCCAGGUUGUCGCAGAGGCUAGGACAUAG
Molecule: messenger RNA, 1320 nt
Organism: Orbilia oligospora ATCC 24927
Lineage: Eukaryota; Fungi; Ascomycota; Orbiliomycetes; Orbiliales; Orbiliaceae
Exons: 2
Coding region: 1-1320 (439 amino acids)
Source: RefSeq, a predicted model, not a curated record